GGCUAUAAAUUCCCGAUUCAUAAUCAUUCUUUCACGUCAGUCUAUUCUAAGCUUCCAAAGAAUUCAUAGAGGUGUUCACAAACAAGCAUACAAUCGUUAUGGGCCUUUCCAGUGUUAUUCUAUUUUUGAGCCUUUUCGUCGGGGUUACUUUGGGCCAAUUGGGAGGCGUACGACGACCCCCAGAGUUCUUCGGAUCCCACGGGUUCAGGCCCGGAUUUCACGGAUUUGGAGUUCCGACGGAACGGGAGGUUUACCCUGAAUGGUUUGACGUGAGCGAUCCCGAUGAUUGCGACAAAGUCCCAGAAUCCGUCAACACUGGCAAGCCUCGAGAUCUUUGUCAAGAUGCCAACGUGGGCGAACAAUUCUGCAUUUGUGUGAAACGAGGAGGCAAGAUUUACACUCCUGUUUGCGGCGAAUGUCGAGAUCCUUGUACUUUGAGAUUUGUGCCCGAUCCCUUCCCCAGAAAGAAAAACAACGAUAAUGAAAAUGACGGGACUGAUAAUGAUUAUUAGAUUCGUUGGACUUGAAAUACAACCCAGACCAAUUCGUCCUAA
This is a messenger RNA of Tigriopus californicus, 554 nucleotides long. RefSeq lists its product as uncharacterized. The coding region runs from base 99 to 512 and encodes 137 amino acids. NCBI's taxonomy places the organism in Eukaryota, Metazoa, Arthropoda, Copepoda, Harpacticoida, Harpacticidae. The transcript is spliced from 3 exons. The record is from RefSeq and is a predicted model, not a curated record.